This is a messenger RNA of Anoplopoma fimbria (sablefish), 2066 nucleotides long. It is a transcript of the gene tnfsf10l, whose product is annotated as TNF superfamily member 10, like. The transcript has 7 exons. Gene Ontology annotation, molecular function: tumor necrosis factor receptor binding. Gene Ontology annotation, biological process: immune response. Bases 154 to 1119 code for a protein of 321 amino acids. Gene Ontology annotation, cellular component: membrane. The record is from RefSeq and is a predicted model, not a curated record. NCBI's taxonomy places the organism in Eukaryota, Metazoa, Chordata, Actinopteri, Perciformes, Anoplopomatidae.
ACCCUCCUCCACCCUCCUCAUGAAAACCCCUCCAGGACGCAUGGAGAUCUAAUUCUCCUCCAACUUUUUUCUCUGUGGAGUUUUUGGGUUUGUUUGUUUGUUUGUUUGUUUGUUUGUUUGGUUUUGUGGUCCUCUCAUGCGUCCGGGAAUGCCAUGGCCACUCCGAGCGCACAGCAGCAGCACCAGGAUUAUUUCAGAUCGGUGAGCAGUGAGUCCACCACCUACAUGAUGGUCCCUGCCGGCGGGCCGAGCGGGACGAGGCGCAGGGAGACACCGUCCAAGAUGUGGGUGGCCAUGGUGGUGAUAGUAGUGGUGGUGCUGCAGAUCGCCUCCACCACGGGGCUCUUCCUCUACCUGAACAUGUCCAUAUCUCAGGUGCGUAGCCAGGGAGUCACCGAGGAGCUGAAGUGCCUGAGUUUACUGAACGCUCUGGAUAAGGACCAGGACAUCCCAGACCAGCUGGCCCAGCUCUUCGGAGAGCCCUGCAUCAAACUGGCCGAAGGCAUCAAAGCCUACAUCUCCAAGGUGACGGAGAACAUCAUCUCCAAACAAACCUUCAUAGAAGCCAGGACCAUGCCUCGCUCCUUCAACAACUCGGUGACAUCGGUGGCCCAGAGGCCGUCGGCCCACCUGACCCUCAGAGACACCAGCUCUCAAGGGUUCCCUCCGUACCCGAUCCCCAUGGCGGGUCUCCACCAGUCCUGUCGCCACGUGGUCCGCACGUGGGCCAACCAGAGCUUCGGAGCUCACCUGCACAACAUGACGCUGUCCAAUGGGAAGCUGCGGGUGCCUCAGGACGGGCGGUACUACCUGUACUCACAGGUGUAUUUUCGUUAUCCGUCCCCAGCAGCCAGUGAAGGAGACGAGCGCAGCGUCAGCCACCAGCUGGUUCAGUGCGUCUACAAGAAAACCUCCUACCCGAGCCCCAUACAGCUCCUGAAGGGUGUGGGUACAAAGUGCUGGGCUCCGGACGCAGAGUACGCCCUCCACUCCGUCUACCAGGGGGGGCUGUUCGAGCUGAGGGCCGGCGACGAGCUCUUCGUCUCCGUCUCGUCCCCGACCAUGGUCAACGCCGACGACUCCUCCAGCUACUUCGGCGCCUUCCGCCUGGACCUCUGAGAGGACAAGGAUGGGAGAAAAAGUUAAAAUAAAGAGAGGAGCAGAUGGAUAAUUGGGACAAAUGAGUUAAGGGGCCUUUUGAAUAUCUGUUGAUUGGGGGAAAAGUGUCAUUUUUAGGCAGAGAUGUGGGAUCUUUGUUCAUCAAAGUUUGCUUGGACGGAUGCAAUGAAGGAUGGAAGGAUUUUUUUUAUUUUUUUUUGGAGGCUUUGCUUGAGUUAAAGGGGGAAAGAAAAAGUGGAUUUGACUUCCUUUAAUCUCCGCUGAGGGCAAAACCAAACCGUCGAGAGAGCAAGAUAUUCAAUAUGUGCAAUCACGUAAAAAAAUAAUGGUGAGAAUAUCGAUUUUUCUGAUACGUCUUUGGGGAAGGAAAAUUGCCUUUUUUGGACCGCAGUUUUAAAAAACGCUAGAAAUCUGAGAUGAGAAUCGCCCCAAAAACAUUAGAGCCCACCUGUUGUCUUUUCCCCAAAAUAACACGUGAGUCUCACUCUCUCGCACGUCAGCGGCCCUUUUUUAUUUUUUUUAUGGGAAGCAGUCGAGGAGCCACUCGGAUCUGGAUUCAAGACCGAAGAAUGUACACAUAUUAAGAAAAGAAAUCCUCUGCAUCGAAAAUGUGAGGACGGACGUUGGAAUAGUAGUAGAAGAAAAAAUCAAAUGAUCAAACCAAAGCAACAAAAACAUGUGGAAUAAACUUUUUCUUUUUUAAAAGCGUGCCAUGAGAGUGCUGUACAUAUGAAUGGCUGAGACGUUGACAUUGAACUGUGGUGAUUUUGAAAGUAAUUCAUGUGUGUUUUUUACAUUGACUGGACUUAAAACCACUUGGAUUUCGCUGAGGACUUAAAUCAACACUAGAUCUGUGGAUUCUAUGCAAAGACUUAAGACGAGGAUGCGGUUUGCUUCGUCUGGAUACAGAAAUGAGACUGUGAGAAGCAACACAGAGUGCCUUUUUU